GGGAGAGACUGAGAGAGAGUAGGAGGAAUAAAAGAUAAAGAGUUUGUCUGCAAAUCAGCAUCAAAAGUGGAUGCAUUUUGUCAGCGUUUCAUCAGCACAGACCCUUAUGUUUCUUGAAAUUGGGGGUGUCUAAAGAUAUUCUUGGAGUCAUCUAACAGCAUUGGAAACCACCCAGUAGUUACCCAAUCAGCAUGAUGCCACAAGUCUCCUUUGAACCCUAAACCAAUUUACUCAUCACAAUAUCUCAGAGAACUUAUAAAUACAGCUUAACUGCGAUACCAGUCCACAAUGUUCUCUGAAAAUUUCUCAAAUGAUCUUAUAUUUCCCGAUAAGCACAUUUCCACCUAGCUGAUUUUAUUACUAUAUAAAAAAAACAACAGUGUAAACAAGAUUAUUGGCAUUUUCCCACAACCACUAAAUGAGUCAUUUUAUUGAGGGGUAGAAGUGUUUAGGUCAAAAGUGAUGCUACAAAACUACUGUUGUCGCCAUGGCAAAUAAGAAUAAUUCCUCCUCAGUUUUAGAGACUCUAGAUUCUGUGCAAAAUUGCAAUGAACAGUCAUCUGAGCCCAUUUUUAAAACCCCCUCUCCCUUUUGGAAUCAGGAUUCAGUAUUCAGAAGACCUAAGCAUCUACGGGAAUCCACACCUGAUGUUGCCACAGAUGCAUUUACCCUCUAUCCAUACAGGUGUGAUGUAGCUUCCAUCUCAAACCCUGAGCUCUCUUGUGUUAUAGGAGCGAAUCAGAUCCACCCUUCAUUGAGUCUGAAUUUGUCUAGUAGCAGAUAUCUCACACCUUCAUCAAAAAUACUAGUAAAUGACCCAAAUAGGCUGCAUAGCAUUGGAAGAGGCACAUCAUAUUUGAGUUAUUUAACUUCUGAAGUAGGAGAUGGAUAUGCCAAAGGCUUUAGAAAUCUGCACGGGUCACAGAUUGACCAGUUUCCAGCUUACUACAGAGGGGUUGUUAGGGAUCUAAGAAGAGAUAUUCUAAGUGAGGAUAUCAAAAUGGGCAUGGAGACACAGAGGUAUUCGCAUUGGUACCAUGGACCAGAGAAGCAGAGAAUUAUCCACAGGUCCAAGAGAGACCAUGAGAAGCUUUAUGUGAAAAACAACCCAUUUCUAAGUUCUUUUCUAUAUACAGAUUCUCAUAAAGAAUAUUUCAAAGACAGUACAGAGAACAACCAUCACCAAAUGCUCACUUUGGACCACUCUAAACAUUACGUGCCUGAAGAGUCAAAGUGGGACGAUGAAAAGCAAACAAGAGAGGAGCUACUGGUCUGGAGAGGAAAUGCAGAAAAACACAAUCGCCAAACGAACUCUAGCACUCAUUCUAAAUCAUCCUCUUCUGCUCUAUGUGUUCUCCAUCGCUUUGUAGAAGGUUCACUGGUGGAGCUUGAGGGUGGUCGACUGAAGCGUGUGGAGGAUUUAAAGAUGGAGGAUUUGGAGCAGUGUGCUGAACUACAUCCUGAGCUGAGACUGAGACGUUUGAUUGUGUUAAACAUCACACCCUCACACACACCUGAGCUGUCAUGUUUACAUGUGAAGCUUGAGCAUGAUCACUCACAGUUGUCUCUGGAGGUGAGUGAGGGGUUGCCCUUCUUUGUAUGUGGACGUGGCUGGUCCUCCUGUAACCCUCAACACACAAGUCAAACCUGCAGACUACACUGCCACCAACUAAAGGUGGGUGACAUGUGCCUAGCACUGACACAUGUGCCAGCCCCACCAGCACAGACUACCAAUCCAAGCCCAGCUGAAGUGAGCAGUGGUCACAUGGUCCCAAAGUGUGAAACCGAAAUAAAGACCACACUGCUGAGAAAGAAUAAAUCACGAAAGAGACACUUGACAGCACCUGAGCUCAGGGAAAUUUCCAAGAUAUACCACAUCAAAGAUUGAAAAACUACAGGUUGCAUUGUAUAUUGUAAACUUAUAACAAAUCCCCUUUUUUCCUGAUCAGUUAUCCUCUAAUAAAAUAAUUUUUACUUUUUCUUUGUAUUGCAGAUAACUGUAUGUACAUUGUAACUUAUACAUAUUGCAAUUUCCAUCUACAUACUAUUUGUACAUUUGUACAUACUGUAUGGCAACCUACUUACAAUGUGAAAUUACCAAAGUACAACAACAAAGGGGUUUCACAGUAGUGCAAUGUUAUUUUUAUGUUUUCUAGUCACCAUAAUGUUCUUAUGAAAGCAGGAUCUCGCCACGGAAUAAAGAAAUAAAAGAGGUAAUUCUCACUUUAUAUCUCACAUUCAUGACUUUAUUUUUUGUAAUUGUGAGAAAUAAUUUCAAGAUAUAAAGUAAAAAUUGCAUGAUAUAAAGUUGGAAUUGUGUGAUAUCAAAUCGCAAAUGCGAGAAAUAAAGUCAUGCGACUUGGUCUCGCAAUUGUGACUUAAAGUGGUCAUGACAUGAGGAAUUACAUUUUUUUUUAAAUAUAUUUUUACAUAUAAGAGGUCACUGAACAAUAAAAGCAUACUGUAAGUUGUAGAACUCAAAAGUUCCUCUCCAUUCCAAAAAAAAGCAUUUAUUGUUUCCACCCUGCUAAAACGACUCGAGGUAGAUUCCCUAGCUGGCGAACAUCACUUAUUUCCUGACACAGGAUGCGUAUUGAAGUCGGGAGAUCAAACAGGGGAAUCCCCGGGCCGACCGUCCCUUAUAACACUCUCAUUACAGCUUGAUACACAUUUAUUACACAAUCGCAGUUUGCGUUUGACUAUUUUCGCUGUUUAAAUAGCGUUAUUUUAUCACCAAAUCUUGUAUGCCUGAUAAUUAUUGAAAACAGUGGGAUGAUUUUGUUCAGUUUUCUUUUGUUAUUUCAGUUGAACAAGUGUUGUAGUUUGAUUGUGUGCUUUACAUAAAUUGGGACCAAUGUCAUACCUUCAUAUCAACGAUUGCCUGGACUAAGUGCUUUUUGGGGAUUUCGUAAAUCGCUUGCAAAUUGUUAUUUUUUAAUUCUUGGAAAUUACAGUUUCACACUUGUAAUGGCGGGAGGGUGUUUGCUUUUCAACGCUGU
Molecule: messenger RNA, 2999 nt
Organism: Myxocyprinus asiaticus (Chinese sucker)
Lineage: Eukaryota; Metazoa; Chordata; Actinopteri; Cypriniformes; Catostomidae
Exons: 3
Coding region: 488-1888 (466 amino acids)
Biological process (GO): negative regulation of transcription by RNA polymerase II; nervous system development
Cellular component (GO): nucleus
Molecular function (GO): RNA binding; protein binding
Source: RefSeq, a predicted model, not a curated record